AUGACAAAUUGCUACAUUUGUGGCAAUGAAGGCACGGAAUGUGCCAACAUUCUGGAAGCAAGAGCUCAGCAUUCUGGCAAAAUGUUAAAGGAACUGAUCGAACCACUUUCCGGCUACAUGAUUGAAAUCCCCGACAUAGUCUGCAACUUUUGCCUCCACAAGCUCAACGACUUUGACAAAUUCUCGCUAAAAGCCGACCAGAUUCAAAGUGAACUCAAAAUGCUCAUGCUCAAUAAAAUUUACAUUAAACAGGAACCAAAGGAGGAGGCAAUGGAUGACGUGUCAAUUGGAAGUUAUGAGACGGAAAUGAAUACAGACAAUGAGGAUGUUACGGAGGUUCUAUCGACAGAUGUAGACACAAAGCCAUCAAAUAUGAGUGCACAUUUCGACUGGAACAGCACAAAGGACAAUGAGGAAUUGAAGAAGAGGAACUUGAGCAUGUUUGGUGACCUUUCAAGUCAUCCAAGAAAGAAAGUAAAAUCAGAAAAAUCUCAAAGAACGACACCAAAAAAGAAGAAAACCAGCGAAGUUUAUCAGUGUACAUUUCCGCCAUGCGACCGCAGAUUUCCAACAAAAACUCGACUGCUUAAUCAUCUCCAACUGCAUUCAACCGACCGACCGUACCAAUGCUCAUUUUGUGGUAAAUUCUACAAGACAAAAGACUGCCUCAGAAGUCAUCAGCGAGUUGUACAUAAGAAUGCUGACUUGAGAGUCAUUUGUGAUACUUGUGGACUAGCUUUUACUAGGAAGCCGUCACUCGAGAGGCAUUAUAAGGCUGCACAUUUGAAGCUUAGAACCUUCAUCUGCACUCUCUGUGGAGCUUCAUACUGCAAUGCAUCAUCACUUCAAGCUCACUCGUUCGUCCACAACAAAGACAACAAAAACUUUGUCUGUGAAAUUUGUGAAGCUCGAUUUCAUACCCGCUCAAAACUCAACAGACACAUGCGAUGUCAUGGAGAGAAGGAAUUCGAGUGUGUCUUAUGCCAUAGAAAGUAUAGCCAAAGGUACAAUUUAACAGCACAUAUGAGACAAGCACAUGAAGAGUAUCAAAUAUUAAAACCUGAGCCGGCUCAGCCAAUUGUUUGUCAAUUAUGUGGGAGGGUGUUUGACAGGCAAAAGACAUUACAGAAGCAUUUAAAAAACGUACACGAGGCUUGUCCUAUUAAUGUUAGUAUGGAAUGA
Messenger RNA from Chironomus riparius, 1182 nucleotides. The record is from the annotation of a GenBank genome assembly. Lineage: Eukaryota; Metazoa; Arthropoda; Insecta; Diptera; Chironomidae.